Molecule: messenger RNA, 228 nt
Organism: Colletotrichum costaricense
Lineage: Eukaryota; Fungi; Ascomycota; Sordariomycetes; Glomerellales; Glomerellaceae
Exons: 2
Coding region: 1-228 (75 amino acids)
Source: RefSeq, a predicted model, not a curated record
AUGGAAAUUUACGACAACGUCAUCGCGGCCUUCAAGGGCGCCGACGACGGAAACAUCAUUGACCGAACCCUGAUCAGCUCCCCAGAUAAACGCCGCAUAUCAGGAGGGUUCUUUGCGGGGACCUACAUAGAGAUGGUGGAUUGCGACCGACCACCUAAGCUUAAUACUCCGGAUGACGCUGCUCUGACUUCCACCUGUGAUCUCAAGCCAGAAUCCACUGAAAUAUAA